This is a messenger RNA of Closterium sp. Yama58-4, 525 nucleotides long. The record is from the annotation of a GenBank genome assembly. Lineage: Eukaryota; Viridiplantae; Streptophyta; Zygnematophyceae; Desmidiales; Closteriaceae.
AUGUCGGGCAACGCCAUCCUCAAGCCCGACAUCAUCGGCCCGGGAGUGUACCUCAUAGCCGCUGCCCCUGGGAAGAAACCCGGCGAACCUGGUGCUCUCGCCCGCAUGUCGGGCACUUCCAUGGCCACCCCACAUUUAGUGGGGCUUGCUGCUUUAACCAUCCAGAAGUACCUCAACUGGACCCCGGCGCAAGUGAUGUCAGCACUGAUGACGACAGCACGGGUGACGGGCACGAGCAAGAGCGCGAUUAAGAGUGAGACGGGCAGGGAGGCCACCCCGUGGGAGAUGGGCGCAGGCCACGCCGCGGGUACCGCGGGAGGCCGCGAGACCGCGAGAGACCACGGAACCGCGGGAGGCCACGGGUACCGCGGGAGGCCGCGGGACCGCGGGAGACCGCGGAACCGCGGGAGGCCGCGGGUACCGCGGGAGGCCACGGGACCGCGGGAACCGCGGGAGGCCGCGGGAGGCUGCGAGAGACCACGGGACCGUGGGAGCCGCGGGAGCGCGGGACCACAGGGGCCAUGA